Messenger RNA from Pangasianodon hypophthalmus (striped catfish), 3720 nucleotides. RefSeq lists its product as uncharacterized. The transcript is spliced from 4 exons. Bases 1963 to 2604 code for a protein of 213 amino acids. Lineage: Eukaryota; Metazoa; Chordata; Actinopteri; Siluriformes; Pangasiidae. The record is from RefSeq and is a predicted model, not a curated record.
GUGGAGUGAGGGAGGGAAACGCAGUCAGAGCCGGCCACUGACAGUGCUGCUCUACUGAGGACACGGUGAGUCUGAACUGUUCAGUCCACAGUGAAGAAGAAACCGAGAGACACAGAGAGAGUGGGGAAAGACCCUCCAGUGAACUGCACAAUCUCCUCACCUCCAACUCCGUUACUCUAAGUCACACAUGCAGGAUGAAGGUUGUCUGGGCAUUGAUUUUCUUGGCAGGGUGCGCAUUGCUGGUUGUGGCCUUUCAGGCUAUGCAGCAGGAGAUCGACAUUCACAGAAUGAGAAAACUAAUUAUUUUAAACACUGAAGAUGUGAAGACAAAGGAGGAUGAAAUCCUGAGUUCCAAAGGGGCAAUGCAGAAACUGACCAAAGAGCUGGUUCCACUGGACAAUCAGAAAAAUCAACUGACAAAGAAGAUGGAGGAGCUGGGGAAACAGAAAGAAAGCUCUGAGCAAAACCUGAACACCUGCCGAACACAGAAGGUAAAGAAAAUGACAGAAAGUAAUUCUUAGUAAUUAUGUUGUAAGUUAGAGCUGAUUUAUAUAGUUCUAGCUGAUCAGGGCUGUUUAGUUCAGGUUGUUUGUCUUGACUCUGAAGAACUGGACCACUGUUGGUGAAUUAUUUAAAAUUACAGUCUGCUGAAGAUUAUAUCUUGUAAUAUACUGUAGUAUGAAUCAGUGCUCCAGUGCCACAGGUUUCCGUGGUAUAUACUGGGAACAAACACAAAAGUUUUGUCUUCUUAUUUACCUAUUCUUAAUUAGCAAUAUGGAUCCAGAAUGUACAAUCUAAAUUCCAAGUCAUUUUGACUGAGAGUGUUGAUUGCAAAAAUGUUUCCAGGCCUACAAUCAGUGCAAUCUUGUGGUAAAAAAGAAGAAGAAGAAUACUGGAAAAAAACAACUUUGACUGUCUUUACUUUUUCCCUAUAAAGACCAAGAGCCUUAAGCAAUUUGUUAUACUGUAACAUGCAUUGCAUUGUGCUACACAUGCUGACUGUAUGUUACAAUGCUGUACUGUCAGUACUGUGAAGCACCAUGCUAUUUAUCGGUGUUUGAAAUGAGAAAUAGGGUGGUGCAUUGACACAGUGGGUAGCAUUGCCAUCUCCCAACUCCAGGGUGCCUGGCUAAAUCCUCAGCUUGGGUUACUGUGUGGAGUUUCACAUGUUCUCUUAACCACGUGGGUUUCUUCUGGUUACUUCCCAACUCUAUAUUGCCCCUACGUGUGCAAGUGUGUGAAUAUGUGUGAAUGUGUGCGACUGUGUGUGUGUGUGUGUGCUGCCAUGGGAUGGACCAGCAUACCGUCAAACGUGUAUCCCUCUCUUGUGCAGAGGGGAUGGGAUCUGAAUCCAUCACAACCCUGACCAGGAUAUAGUGGUUACUGAAGAUAAAAGAGAGUGAGAAAUAAUUGUAUUAAUAAUUAUAAAUCAAUUUAUCCUAAAUUUCAGUGUGUUUAAUAAGACAGUAUAUUUUUGCCUCCAGAUGAUUUGCUUCAAAAUGAUUAAACUUCUGUUUAUUAGUUAAAGAUAUCUUUACAAAAGACUAUCCAAUGAGUGUAAUGUAGUGAUUUUUCAAAGAUACUAAAUGUUAGUAUUUAUACUAAAGACCAUUUUAGUAUCUUAGAGCAGUGAGCAAUACUUCAGAGGUGCCGAUCAAUUAUUUACAUGUAUUACUGCCUGCUUUAAAAUAACUUUGACCUGACGGCUUUAACUACCAAGCACAAAAGGCACAAAUAUAUUCUUUCCUGUUCAUGGCUCAACAUGCAUAAAGGGAAGUACAUUUUCAUCAGUGCUGAUGUCUGAACAGUCACACUCUGCCGCAAUGUACGCACACAAGUUUUCACAGUGUUACUCAGCCUCCUGCUCUGUGAGAGAUAGCAUUGUACCAUGUGAAAUAAAUACUGUGACUGAAAGAAAACACCACAGUACACUCCUGGGCAAAAAAAAGGGCCAAGCCCAAAAUGGUGAGUCUACACUGUGCAGUCCACAGUAAAGAAGAAACCGAGAGACACAGAGAGAGUGGGGAAAGACCCUCUAGUGAACUGCACAAUCUCCUCACCUCCAACUCCGUUACUCUAAGUCACACAUGCAGGAUGAAGGUUGUCUGGGCAUUGAUUUUCUUGGCAGGGUGCGCAUUGCUGGUUGUGGCCUUUCAGGCUAUGCAGCAGGAGAUCGACAUUCACAGAAUGAGAAAACUAAUUAUUUUAAACACUGAAGAUGUGAAGACAAAGGAGGAUGAAAUCCUGAGUUCCAAAGGGGCAAUGCAGAAACUGAGCGACCAGCUGGCUCCACUGGACAAUCAGAAAAAUCAACUGACAAAGAAGAUGGAGGAGCUGGGGAAACAGAAAGAAAGCUCUGAGCAAAACCUGAACACCUGCCGAACACAGAAGACAGAUGCUGAGCAGAAGAAAACAGAAAGAACUUCUGCAAUCAAUACACUAAAGACAAAUCAGAACGCUGAGAUACAGAAAGUGCAGGAGGAGAUUCAGAGUUUGCAGAAACAGAUUCUGGAUAGAGAUACAAAGAUCUGUUCGUAUGUGGAUAAAGAGCGGGAAGAGGGAAGGACAUUGUGUGAGGACAAAAUGGCUGCCAGUAAACAAUAACAAGGAUAAAAAGGAAAACCAGGAAAACUUUAUUAAAACAUUUGUUAUUUUUCAUCUCCCAUAGCUUAGACAUAUACGUUUGUUCCAUCACUAGUGUAGUAAUAAAAAUUGAUGAUAUUUGCACUCAGGACUACUCUGUGGACUACUCCUGUGUGUUUUAGUAUGGACUAUAGUUUCUAAGUUGUACACUUACAGUUGUACACGGAAGUCCUCAUGGUUAAAUGCCUGGUUAAAUGCAUUGUUACAUUUUGAACACAAUAAGACUUUAUUAAACACACAUUUAAGACUUAUCAAAUGUGAGUAGACAGCUCACACCAAAAGUGUAAGUAAUAAAGCUAAUAGAGACCAAGUUAUUCCAAUUUAAGUGUGCCAGUUGCUGCAUAUUUACAUAUAGACACACCCACAAUCAUCCAUAAAUGCUAUGUAAACAUCUGCUUGUAUGUAAAAUCACCUAUAAAGUGUAUAACCACUUGUGAAUCCAGAGCCAGUCCCAGGAACACUAGGCAUAAGGCAGGAAUACAACCUGGAUUGGAUGCCAGUCCAUCACAGAGCACCAUUCACACACACACACACACGCAUACAUACAUACAUUUGCAUGGUAUGUAAAUGUGUAUUUACAUUUACAUACCAUGCAAAUGGUAUGUAGGGGCAAUUUACAGUAUAAAGCAUAUUUUUGGCAAGUGAGAUGAAUGCACACUGCACCUAAAUAGGUUGUAGAUUCGGUAAUGCCAAUCACACCUCUAAUAAAUCGAAUGUUAAAAUCAUACAUAUAUACAUACAUAUACAUAUAUACAUAUAAGAUCAUUUCCCGUUAACACAGGUGUUAGCCUCAGACUGAAUAAAAUACAGUUAUGUAAUAGGCAGCACGGUGGAACAGUGGUUACAAUUGCUGCCUCACAGCUCCAAGUAUGAAUAAGUGUGUAAAUGAGUAUGUGAAUGAGUGUGUGCAUGAGUGUGUGCAUGAGUGUGUGCAUGGUGCCCUUGGGGCUGACGUCCCACCCAGCCAUAUUCUUGCUUCAUGGUCUGUGUUCCCAGAAUAUGCCCAGGAUCCACCUGGCAAAGUGGUUACUGAAGAUGAAAGAAUUAGUUAUGCAAUAAACAUAUUUUAAUGUUCAA